This is a messenger RNA of Scaptodrosophila lebanonensis, 2076 nucleotides long. Its product is annotated as alkylated DNA repair protein alkB homolog 8. Gene Ontology annotation, biological process: tRNA wobble uridine modification; oxidative demethylation. Bases 120 to 2018 code for a protein of 632 amino acids. Lineage: Eukaryota; Metazoa; Arthropoda; Insecta; Diptera; Drosophilidae. The transcript has 3 exons. The record is from RefSeq and is a predicted model, not a curated record. Gene Ontology annotation, cellular component: cytoplasm; nucleus. Gene Ontology annotation, molecular function: S-adenosylmethionine-dependent methyltransferase activity; tRNA binding; demethylase activity.
AGGACUAUCCACGUCUGUGUGAAACCAUUUUUAAAUAGUCUUAUUAACUUGAGGGGUUUUCGCUCGUCUUGUAUUCUUUUUCUUUUGGAUAUUUUCUCCUUUUUAUUUAUGGCACUCACAUGCGAUUAAAUUUAACUGCCGUUAGUUCUCCAUCUCCAAUACACUGCCAAUUGGAAAAAAUGAUUGCCACACAUGUGAGCAAACCUAAAAAGGUGGAUAAAAAGAAACGCCGUUGUUUGGCCAUUAUUAAAGCGGAUUAUAAUGUCACCGAGAGUGAAACGCCAACAAUUUUUCUGGCCAUACUAAAUGCCGGCCUGUGCAAUGGUCUUACUGAAGAAACACUGCUGGCCAAGGCAACAGCACAUGGUAAAGUUUCACAAGUGUUGAUGUUGGCUUCCAAGUCGUAUUGCUUUCUAAAAUGUGCUAGCAUUGCGGACGCCGAGUCCAUAUUUCUGGCAAUGCACAACGUAUCCACCAUAGGACAACACGGAGCGGUUUGCUACCUUAGCUACGUAACCGGGAUUCCUCAGCUUGAAGCAGUAGAAAACGACUGGAAUAAACCUCUUCCAAAGGGUCUCAUACUAUUGACAGACUUUAUAACCGAGGAGGAGGAGAGCGCACUUUUGAAAGCCAUCGGCAACGACAGUAGAAGCAACGAAGGUAACAUGAAAAAUAGGCGUGUAAAACACUUCGGUUACGAGUUCGUUUAUGGUAGCAACAAUGUGGAUUCAACGAAACCAUUAGAGUGUAGAAUUCCAACCGCUUGUGAUUUUCUCUGGCCGCGUUUCAGGCAAGCUGCGGCUGAAAAUGAUUUGCAGGGUCUGGACUGGACGCAACCAGACCAGCUGACGGUGAAUGAAUAUGAACCAGGACAUGGUAUACCACCACACGUUGAUACGCACAGUGCAUUUUUAGAUCCAAUUCUUUCACUUUCGCUGGAAUCGGAUGUAGUCAUGGAAUUUAGGCGUGGUAGCGAGUGUACUCCCUUACUGCUGCUGCGUCGUUCCCUUCUAGUUAUGUCGGGCGAGGCGCGGUUUGAUUGGAUGCACGGCAUAAGACCCAGACAUUUAGAUUGGCUGCCUACGGCCACAGUCAGCCUUACAAUGGAACCACGCAGGAAACGAACUUCGCUUACAUUUCGACGAUUGCGACGUGGUCCCUGCCAUUGUCAAUUUCCAACACUCUGCGACACACACCAGUCAACGGCACCAAAACUGUUGAUGGACACAUUGGCAAAGCAAGCGGUUAGCCUGGAGCAGCAAAAUGUGCAUGAUGUCUACAAUAAAAUUGCAAAUCAUUUCAGCGAUACACGUCAUACACCUUGGCCAAAAGUUUCCGACUUUUUACACAGCUUUGAUCCGCAAUCAAUUGUGCUGGAUGUUGGCUGCGGUAAUGGGAAGUAUCUAUGUUGUAACUCACAGCUGCUGGCCAUCGGCUGUGAUCGUUCGCAAGGAUUAUUGGGCGUGUGUAAUUCCCGACAACAGAGCGUGUUUCGCUGCGACUGUCUGCAACUUCCUAUACGCACGGCAAGUAUGGAUGGCUGCAUCAGCAUUGCUGUCAUACAUCACUUGGCCAGCUCUGAACGUCGAUUGACCGCUUUGCGUGAAAUGGCACGUAUAUUGCGGCCAGGUGGACGCGCGCUCGUGUAUGUCUGGGCAAAAGAGCAGCGACGCGAUAACAACAAAUCAAGCUAUUUGAGACAAAACAAAGCCGUUAACAAAGAACGUACCACAGAGCAGGCGCAACGACAGCAUCAGGCGGCGCAAUUAGAACAUAAAAUAAAUCCGCCGCAUGUGUCUCUUCCAGUGCACACGAAUCGCACUGAAUUUCAACAACAAGAUGUUUUUGUGCCCUGGAAAACGAAAGAUGCUGAGCAUACAACAUUUCUGCGUUACUAUCAUGUUUUCGAAGAGCAGGAGCUGGAGCGACUUAUAGCUGAUGUACCAGAAGUAUUUCUAAUUAAAAGCUACUACGAUCAGGGCAAUCAUUGUGUGAUUUUUGAGCGUGCCGUAAGCUAAGCUUCAAUUAUAUAUGUAUAUAUUUUCUUAAUUAUACAUUUAUAAAACUGCGACAAUA